Molecule: messenger RNA, 554 nt
Organism: Frankliniella occidentalis (western flower thrips)
Lineage: Eukaryota; Metazoa; Arthropoda; Insecta; Thysanoptera; Thripidae
Product: fasciclin-1-like
Biological process (GO): cell adhesion; extracellular matrix organization
Cellular component (GO): extracellular matrix
Molecular function (GO): cell adhesion molecule binding
Source: RefSeq, a predicted model, not a curated record
UUCUCCAUCCGGCUGGGCACCAGCGCGUUCGCCAACACCACCCUGGCGAUGAGGCCCGUGACCGUGUUCGCCCCCAUCAACAUGGCGUUCCAGCAGUUCCCGCCCAGCGAGCGCGACGAGAGCCUGGUCCUGUACCACAUUACGAACCAGCCCAUGAAGCUGGAGGCGCUGACGCAGCCCAUCGUGUUCUCGCAAAUGGAGGGCAACCCGCCGCUGUGGAUCACGCACCGGAGGGACCAGGGCCAGCACACCGAGGACGUGUACGUCAACAACGCACGCAUCGACCGGCAGGACUCGGACUACAGCGGCAAGAACACGCGCGGCCAGGUUCAGGUGCUUCACAAGAUCGACGAGGUGCUGCAGCCGGUGCGCAUCAAGGCAGGCGUCUCGGCCGACACACUGUACAACCCCAACGCUGCCCAGCUGAUCCAGCAGAGCACCAACUUUGACCUGGACUCGUACACGAUCCGCUCGUUCGCCGAUGCCGUCUCUCGCCGAAAGGUUGACAUCUUCAACAAGGAGGGUCGCUUCACUUUCUUCAUCCCUGUCGACUC